AUGGCCCCUAUCCUGGCCCUUCCCAAUGAGACAUUGGAGCGUAUCCUCUCGUUCAUUGCUUCCCCUGACCUUGCCCCUGAUAGCGAUGAUGAAGACCGUUCCUUUAAGGAACCUGACACCAAUUUCGUUCGCGAAACUCCCAAGGGGCGUGCGCAUUAUAAAUUGCUUGAAGAGAAGGAAAUCUGCCACAACACUCUUCGUGACACGUGCUUGGUCUCACGCCGAUUCCGUGAUCUAGCCCAGCCCCUUCUCUUCCGCGAUUUCCAAGAUGAUGGCGAUGCAGGGGAUCUCACUAAAACGCUUAAAUUCACCAAAGCUUUGUAUCGCCGACCAGAACUCGGAGAAAUAUACCAGGAACGUUACACUGUCUCCUUCAAGUGGAAAGUAGACCUUUCAUCCGAUGAUGUCGCGUUCUUUACACCGAUCAUUAAGGACAUGAACCUGCCCGUUGCCGAGGAAGAAUACUGCUUGAGGGCAAUGAAACAGCUCGACGUCAGCUUUUUCACUACAUUGCUAGUGAACAAAACACCCAAUCUGCGUUGCUUAGUUUUACCAGCAGAGCACUUCUCCGCCCUCCCACUAGUUAGUCUUAUGAAACGGAAUCCUGCCAUCUUGUCCACUCUUCAAAGUGUGUGGCUAGAGGUGGGUGAUGCUCGAUCGGAUCGGGGCUGGUCCCUGAAUAAUUUCAAAGAACUCUUUACGUUGCCCAAGCUCAGACGCACUGUUGCGGAGUUCGCCAAUCUCGUUGACUCGGACUACCCAGAGACCUGGACACCCGGGUCAUUGCCGGCCGAAGAGGCAGUUUUCCUCAACUGCCAUGCCGAUGCCAAAUCCAUCACAAAGUUCAUGAAAGCCUGCAAGAACCUCAAAGCAUUCACCUUCAGGAACUUUGGUCUUAACCCGUUCUUAAUUCGCGACACGACUGGGCUCGCCCAUAAACAGUUCAACGCCAAGGAUGCCGUUGAUGCUGCGCUCGCUCAAAAGGAUACACUGGAGCAUUUCCAUGUCGAUUUUGCGCGGAUGCCCGAAGACGUCGGGACUGCCGAGGACGUCAAACGGUAUAUCAGACGAACCGUCAAGAUUAGCUCUCUUCGCCCCUUCACUGCUAUGAAAAGUCUCAUGAUCCCUCAUGCGGUUCUACCAGCUCACCCAAAGUUUCCUCCAAACAUCGAAAUGCUCGAAAUUCAUGACUGCAACUCGUCUGUUGUUGAUAUGGUUGCAGAGGUUGCCGCGGAGGUCAAGAAGGGCCGCUACCCAAACUUGAAGAUAUUCAUGUGUCUGGCUACCGAUGUCUCGCGGCUUGUGAAGCUUACCGGACAAAUUGUUCCACCUGGGAAAACCCCACAUGAUAUGAUGAUGAGUCUCCUGGACUUGUUCAAGGGUACCCAGGUGGACUUCCGUAUCAAUCCGUACGUCCUGCCCGACUUUGACUUAUACGAUUCAGACGAAGAUGAAAGCGACGAAGAUGACGACGGAUCGUUCCCUCUUGGUGGUCCUGGGGGUGCUGGCGGGGGGCUUGAAGCUCUUCUUGGAGGCCUUCUUGGAGGUCGACCCGGAGUCGGAGGUGGCCCACCGGGCCCUGGUGGACGGGGCCCUAUGCCACCGGAGCUUCUCGAAUACUUCAUGGCGCGGGCUCGAACAGACCCGGACUUUGCACAUCUUUUCCGCUAA
Molecule: messenger RNA, 1671 nt
Organism: Penicillium chermesinum
Lineage: Eukaryota; Fungi; Ascomycota; Eurotiomycetes; Eurotiales; Aspergillaceae
Exons: 2
Coding region: 1-1671 (556 amino acids)
Source: RefSeq, a predicted model, not a curated record